This is a messenger RNA of Penaeus chinensis, 2205 nucleotides long. Its product is annotated as tubulin alpha-1A chain. The coding region runs from base 39 to 1394 and encodes 451 amino acids. The record is from RefSeq and is a predicted model, not a curated record. The transcript is spliced from 7 exons. Gene Ontology annotation, cellular component: cytoplasm; microtubule. Gene Ontology annotation, biological process: microtubule cytoskeleton organization; mitotic cell cycle. NCBI's taxonomy places the organism in Eukaryota, Metazoa, Arthropoda, Malacostraca, Decapoda, Penaeidae. Gene Ontology annotation, molecular function: GTP binding; structural constituent of cytoskeleton.
GUUCCAUCGUCACACCCUGUGAGGCUCCUGUCGUCAAUAUGCGUGAGUGUAUCAGCGUCCACAUCGGUCAGGCCGGCGUGCAGAUCGGCAAUGCUUGCUGGGAACUGUACUGCCUCGAGCAUGGCAUCCAGCCCGAUGGCACGAUGCCCUCCGACAAGACCAUCGGCGGCGGCGACGACUCCUUCAACACCUUCUUCAGCGAGACCGGCGCCGGCAAGCACGUCCCCAGGGCUGUGUUCGUUGAUCUGGAACCCACUGUCGUCGACGAAGUCCGCACCGGCACCUACCGCCAGCUGUUCCACCCCGAGCAGCUGAUCACCGGCAAGGAGGACGCCGCCAACAACUACGCUCGCGGACACUACACAAUCGGCAAAGAGAUCGUCGACCUCGUCCUCGACCGCAUCCGCAAGUUGGCCGACCAGUGCACGGGGCUUCAGGGCUUCCUCAUCUUCCACUCGUUCGGCGGAGGAACCGGCUCGGGCUUCACGUCGCUGCUGAUGGAGAGGCUGUCGGUGGACUACGGCAAGAAGAGCAAGCUGGAGUUCUCCAUCUACCCGGCGCCGCAGGUCUCAACAGCAGUCGUCGAGCCCUACAACUCCAUCCUGACGACCCACACGACCCUGGAACACUCCGACUGCGCCUUCAUGGUCGACAACGAAGCCAUCUACGACAUCUGCAGGAGGAACUUGGACAUCGAGCGCCCCACCUACACCAACCUCAACCGCCUCAUCGGCCAGAUCGUGUCUUCAAUCACGGCUUCCCUUCGGUUCGACGGCGCUCUGAAUGUGGAUCUGACGGAGUUCCAGACGAACCUCGUACCGUACCCGCGUAUCCACUUCCCGCUCGCUACGUACGCCCCCGUCAUAUCCGCAGAGAAGGCUUACCACGAGCAGCUGUCCGUUGCCGAAAUCACGAACGCCUGUUUCGAACCCGCGAACCAGAUGGUAAAAUGCGACCCACGUCACGGAAAGUACAUGGCCUGUUGCAUGCUGUAUCGUGGCGAUGUUGUGCCCAAGGACGUCAACGCUGCCAUUGCUUCUAUCAAGACCAAGAGGACAAUUCAGUUUGUGGAUUGGUGUCCUACGGGAUUCAAGGUGGGCAUCAACUACCAGCCUCCCACCGUGGUCCCCGGCGCCGACCUGGCCAAGGUGUCCCGCGCGGUGUGCAUGCUGUCCAACACAACCGCCAUCGCCGAGGCGUGGGCGCGUCUCGACCACAAGUUCGACCUGAUGUACGCCAAGCGCGCCUUCGUGCACUGGUAUGUGGGCGAGGGCAUGGAGGAGGGAGAGUUCUCCGAGGCCCGGGAGGAUUUGGCCGCCCUCGAGAAGGACUACGAGGAGGUCGGAGUGGAUUCGACCGAGGCUGAGGACGAGGAAGGAGGCGAAGAAUACUAGAGCGGGACUCCUGACGAAGAGUGAGGGAGGGCGUUGAGGGCGAAGGAGGCCGAAGGACCUCUCUCAUCCCUUCUCAAGGCGGGCAAGAGGGAAAACAACCGUCUCCGAAGCAGCCUGCAAGACACGUCCGUCCUUUGUCCCUAAAUCCUUCUCCUGUUUUGGGAUGUCUCUCUACCCCCUCCCCCCCUCACCUUCCUUCUUCCUGCGAUCGGGCCUGGCAAACACUGAAAGAAUCAGUGGUAACGAAAAGAAGAGUCAGCUGCAUUGCCAUUACUAUUAAAAAGUAACGCACAAAAACAGACAAAUGCAUAGAUAGGUAGUGAUGAUCAAAGAAAGUGAAAACAGUUUUCAUAUUUCACGCAUUAUCUUCACCCUAAAGUUUACCCGACACUGCCAACACGUUAUUCUCACCGCUGGCGCUCUAACGUGCCGCGAAAAUAAUGCCGCUUUGGCCCUUUUCAACCCCCUUCAUGUGGCACUUUCGAGAGAGAGAAAGGAAAUGUCACUCUCCAUCAUAACGACUCAUAGUACUAUAAAACUAUAUCGUUUUCCAUCAUCGGCCAUACUCAUGUCUAGUCACAAAUGAUAAUAACGAUAAAAGAAAUGAAUACAAAAAAAAAAAACUUCUAGUCAUGCUAGGCCUUCAGAUCAACCCCCCCCCCCCCCACACCUACCUUACACCCACCUUCUCCUCCCUCUCCAUCCCUCUCUCACGAACAAUCACAACAAAGAAAGAGAAAUAAGAACCGGUAAGAACAAUCAUACAUGGACCGAUUGGCUGUUAUGAAUAAACGAAAACAACAUACAUGGA